Molecule: messenger RNA, 2052 nt
Organism: Trifolium pratense (red clover)
Lineage: Eukaryota; Viridiplantae; Streptophyta; Magnoliopsida; Fabales; Fabaceae
Product: zinc finger MYM-type protein 1-like
Exons: 2
Coding region: 1-2052 (683 amino acids)
Molecular function (GO): protein dimerization activity
Source: RefSeq, a predicted model, not a curated record
AUGCGAGAUUUGUUAGUUACAAAAGGUCCUAAAAGAGAUUGUUCUAUUGUGAAGGGUCCUAAGGAUAAAUUUUCUAGACGCUUUUUAGCUAAUUGGUAUACUAGAGUUUUGCCAAAUGGAGAGACAUGUGAUAGGGAUUGGCUUGUUUAUUCAAAAGAGCUUGAUAGAGUAUUUUGCUUUUGUUGUAAAGUUUUUAAAAGUGGGAUUACUAUUGGUCAAUUAGUAAAUGAGGGUUUUAGUGAUUGGAUACAUGUUAAUCAAAGACUGAAAGAGCAUGAGACUUGCAUGGAACAUGUUAAGAAUAUGACUACUUGGUAUGAGUUGCGUCAAAAAAAAAAUUUGGCCUUCCGUGGUCAUAAUGAGAAAUUGUACCAAAAUAGCAAUGGUAAUUUUUUAGGUUUAAUUGAAAUGGUAGCUGAAUUUGACCCAAUUGUCCAAGAACAUGUAAGACGUAUUACAGAUGACAAUCUUCAUGUUCACUAUCUUGGGCAUAGAAUCCAAAAUGAACUAAUACUUUUGCUUGCUUCUGAAAUUAAAAAUGAAAUUAUUAGAAAAAUAAAACAAGCAAAGUAUUUUUCAGUGAUACUUGAUUGUACCCCUGAUGUUAGUCAUCAAGAACAAAUGUCUUUGAUAAUACGAUACGUGAAUGUUUCUUCAAAUAGGAUUGAGGAAUCUUUCUUAGGAUUUUUGAAUGUGGAUGAUACAACAGGGCAGGGUCUUUUUGAUGUUUUACAAGAUGAAUUGAAAAAGCUUGAUCUAGACCUAUUUGAUGUGCGAGGACAAGGUUAUGACAAUGGGUCGAAUAUGAAAGGAAAACAUCAAGGUGUACAAAAGAGGUUUUUAGAUAUAAAUCCAAGAGCCUUUUAUACUCCUUGUGGUUGUCAUAGUCUCAAUUUGGUAUUGUGUGAUAUGGCAAACUCUUGUCGCAAAGCUAAAGAAUUUUUUGGAGUUGUUCAACGCAUUUAUACUAUUUUUGCCAAUUCUACCAAGAGAUGGCAAAUUUUAAAAGAUAAUGUAAAAGGGUUGACUCCGAAAUCAUUGUCAUCCACUCGUUGGGAGAGUCAUAUAGAUAGUGUCAAAGCUAUAAGACUUCAAAUGUCAGAUUUUAGAGAAGCUUUACUUGAAGUGUCGGAAAAUGAUUCAGAUUCUAAAAUAGAAAGUGAAGCCAAAUCCUUAGCAACAAAUGAACUUGGUGAUUUUAAGUUUUUAGUGGCGAUAGUUAUUUGGUAUGAAAUAUUAUUUGCAAUUAAUACGGUUAGCAAACUCUUACAGUCAAGUGAUAUGCUUAUUGAUUUUGCUAUGGAAAAAAUAAAGGGGUUGAUUUCAUUUUUUGAGGAAUAUAGAGAAACUGGUUUUAAAAAUGCCUUGAAUUAUGCUACGGAAAUUGCUCUUGAAUUGAACAUUGAUCCAGUAUUUUCUCAAAAGCGUAAAAUUCAAAGAAAAAGACAAUUUGAUGAGAAUUUGAGUACCGCGUCAGUUGAGCUAUCUGAAGAGGAAUCUUUUAGGGUUAAUUAUUUUCUUUACCUUGUUGAUCAAGCUGUUGUAUCUCUUAAAACGAGGUUUGAGCAAUACCAACAAUAUGAAAGUACUUUUGGUUUCUUGUUUAGUUCUCAAAAUUUACAAUUGUUGGAUGAUGCAACUUUGAACUCUUGUUGUAGUAAUUUAGAGGAAAGGUUGAAACAUAAUGAGCAGUUUGAUGUUGUUGGGAAAGAACUAUGUGUGGAGUUAAGGUUACUAAGAAAUAUGUUGCCUGGAGGAAAGAUGGGGCCUAUUGAUAUAUUAAAUUUUUUGAAAGGCAUGAAUUGUUUUCCUAAUACAAUUAUUGCAUAUAGAAUUUUAUUAACUAUUCCUGUGACAGUUGCCUCUGCAGAAAGAAGCUUUUCAAAAUUGAAGUUGUUGAAGUCUUACUUGCGGUCUACCAUGUUACAAGAAAGACUUAACGGCUUAGCAUUGAUAGCAAUUGAGAAUAAUCUCUUGGAUGACAUACAAUAUGAAGACUUGAUUGAUGAAUUUGCUUCAAAAAAUGCAGCAAGAAUGAGCCGAUUUAAGUAG